AUGCGGUUCCACUGGCGUGAACAGCAUAUCUGGGUCGCCUCGACUAACCGUGGUGGCCGGAGGAAGCAGCCAGCGGGACGAGGCCAUCCAUGGCUUCGACGGACCCAGUGGGCCGUGUAUCUUCAGGGGAUCAAUCCGCAAGACAUUAUUAACAAUGUCCAAACACCUGACGCCGAGUCGCUCAAGGCCACUGAGCAGGCUGCAUGCGUCAUCUGGGACUCGACGGCUACGGUGGCUCGAAUUAGCCGGUUAAGUUGUACUUCGAACCGGAGCGGUCCGUACGGAGCGGGAUUGGCUACCGCAUCAGCCGCUGCAAGCUUAUAUGGACGUCAAAAACAUCGAGAGACAUACGCUCCCGUGGCAGCAGAUCCUGAUGUUUUCAUUCGGACGCAGGCCCCGCACGAAUUGGCCAGUCUACGAUAUCGGUUUUCGCAACGCCAGCGGGCGGCUUGGAACUCGCUGUGGCGACUCGGCUAG
Molecule: messenger RNA, 477 nt
Organism: Penicillium arizonense
Lineage: Eukaryota; Fungi; Ascomycota; Eurotiomycetes; Eurotiales; Aspergillaceae
Exons: 2
Coding region: 1-477 (158 amino acids)
Source: RefSeq, a predicted model, not a curated record